Molecule: messenger RNA, 723 nt
Organism: Micromonas pusilla CCMP1545
Lineage: Eukaryota; Viridiplantae; Chlorophyta; Mamiellophyceae; Mamiellales; Mamiellaceae
Exons: 2
Coding region: 1-723 (240 amino acids)
Molecular function (GO): chloride channel activity
Source: RefSeq, a predicted model, not a curated record
AUGCUGUGGCUGCUCACGCUGCCGUUCGCGCUCUGGGACGGCAUGGGGUGGGCCGCCGUGCCCGCGGUGGCGCUCAUGUCGUACCUGAUGCUCGGGAUCGACGAGAUCGGCGUGCAGAUCGAGGAGCCGUUCGGGGUGCUGCCGGUGAAGCCGCUGUGCGACGCGUGCGAGAGGGACGUGCGCGCGCUGGACGCGGCGUUGGGGUUGGGCGCGUUUGCCGCCACGUCAUCGACCGCCACGUCAGCGUCCGCCACGUCAGCGUCCGAGGCGACGCGGCGCGAGGGCGACGGCGCGGGGGGAACGGCGACCGCGGCGACGGCGACGGCGACGGCGAGCCCCCGCGUUCGCAUCCGCUCGCGCGCGCGCGCCGCCCGCUUCCGAGCGUCGUCCCGCCUCCGACUGGUUCCCGUACGACCGCGUUCGCGUCGUGAACUUCAUUCCUUCAGGGCUUUCUCUCCCGGCCUCCGUCUUCUUCGCCCCCCCCGCGCGCUUCCCGCGGGCCGGUCGUCGGUCGACGCCUUCGGGGAGGCGACGGACGACGACGACGACGACGACGACGACGACGACGCGGCGUCCCCCGAGCCGCUGUUGAUCGUGGUGGAGUGCGACGGCGUGCUGUGCGACGUGCACCUCGACGGCCACCGCGAGGCGUUCAACGAGGUGCGUCCCAUCUCACACCAGUCCCCAUACGACCGCGUUCGCGUGGUGAACGCGAUUCCUUAA